This is a messenger RNA of Brassica rapa (field mustard), 1218 nucleotides long. Its product is annotated as L-ascorbate peroxidase 3. Lineage: Eukaryota; Viridiplantae; Streptophyta; Magnoliopsida; Brassicales; Brassicaceae. Gene Ontology annotation, molecular function: peroxidase activity; heme binding. Gene Ontology annotation, cellular component: chloroplast. The record is from RefSeq and is a predicted model, not a curated record. Gene Ontology annotation, biological process: cellular response to oxidative stress; hydrogen peroxide catabolic process; response to reactive oxygen species.
UGACACCCGAUCUGUUUCAGUUCGGUCCGAACAAAAAAAUAAAAAUCUUAACCCCUCCUUGACCAUAUUAUUUUCCUCUCAAUUCACCAUUGACGAUUGAGAAGAAAGCUAUGGCGGCACCGAUUGUUAACGCUGAGUACGUUAAAGAGAUCAACAAGGCUCGUCGUGAUCUCCGGUCCAUCAUCUCCAGCAAGAACUGUGCUCCGAUCAUGCUUCGAUUGGCAUGGCACGAUGCUGGAACCUAUGAUGCGCAGACGAAGACAGGGGGACCUAAUGGGUCUAUAAGGAACGAAGAGGAGUACACUCAUGGUGCUAAUAGUGGUUUAAAGAUCGCUCUUGAACUCUGUGAGGGAGUGAAGGCUAAACAUCCCAAAAUCACAUAUGCGGAUCUAUACCAGCUUGCUGGUGUGGUAGCAGUGGAGGUUACUGGUGGACCUGACAUCAGUUUCCAACCUGGGAGAAAAGAUUCAAAUGUUUGCCCUAGGGAAGGAAGACUUCCUGAUGCUAAAAAAGGUACCGUGGAUCUUUAUAUCAUGGAAUAUGAUGAUCUUUCUCUAUUAAUUGACCCUGUUUUUUUUUUUUUUUUUUUUGUAGAUUUCCAACAUCUUAGAGAUGUCUUCUACCGCAUGGGAUUAUCUGAUAAGGAUAUUAUAGCACUCUCAGGGGGUCAUACUCUGGGAAGAGCUCAUCCAGAGAGGUCUGGCUUCGAUGGACCUUGGACUCAAGAGCCUCUGAAGUUUGAUAACUCCUACUUCGUGGAACUGCUAAAAGGAGAAUCCGAGGGCUUGUUGAAGCUUCCAUCUGACAAGACUCUAUUGGAAGAUCCAGAGUUUCGUCGCUAUGUUGAGCUUUAUGCUAAGGAUGAAGAUGCAUUCUUCAGAGACUACGCAGAAUCUCACAAGAAACUCUCUGAGCUCGGUUUCAACCCCAACGCCUCCGCGGCCAAAGCUUGUUCAGACAGCACUGUUCUGGCUCAGGGAGCAUUCGGGGUUGCUAUUGCGUCUGCGGUCGUUGCCUUGAGUUACUUUUACGAGAUCCGAAAGAAGAUGAAGUAAAAAGAGCCACGAAGCAAAAGAUUAUCUUAUCUUUGCAUUAAUGAAUACUAUCAAUCAUCUUAUAGAACGUGUACUGCUGCUACAAAGAUGUUAAAACUCUUUAAUCCAGGUCAUACUAUGUUGUAGUAAAAAAGACUAAGUCAAUGGUUUGGUUUCAUGACUG